AUGUUAUCAUCAUCGCCUCAUUGCAAUUACCCUGAGAUCAUCGAUGAGCAUGGUGGUGUGGAGAAAGUAACAGAAUCUCUGAUCCACCUUAUAAGUCCACACAUUAUCCAGUUCCAGGGCCAUGAAGUAACAAGAACUGCACUGAACGCAAUUGUCUGUCAACAAAUUGAUAGUAAUGAGCCCUGGAAUAUGCCUUUAGGUUACGCAAGCAUUGUAUGUGAUGACCGAGAUACAUUAUGGUGGAGGUUAUAUAUAGGCCGAUGCUCUUUAUCAUGGCGGCGGAUUGUGUGCCAACAUGCCCAGCAAAUUAUCAAGGGAUCAACAGCAAGUCUCUACUACUUUAGUCUGUGGAUAGGAAACGGUCAUCGAUAUGCUAGGUUUAUCAAGCUUUGGGGUUUUCCUAAGGACACGGUGACUGAUGGAUGGUAUCAAGCCUGCAGCAAUCUACUUGAGGCCCUGUUCUGCAGAGCUUUCAGGACCCAUCACGGAAUGUUGAAUCGACUGGGAUCGAAGUACCAGAAUUAUGGUAAGGCCUCAACCUUGGGAUGGGGUCUUAAUAUAAUGUCACCGCUCGUGCAGGGAAAUUUGGCCCUGAACAAAGAACUUCGGACCAAGGCAAACAUUGGUCCCAGUAAGGCAGCAGAUCGACAGAUCCAAUACUGGGCCGUUUUCAACUCACGACAGAAGGCAGCUGCUGAGAAGAAUAGAGGAAAAGAAAGUAUCAAGGCUGUGUUCGAGAGAGAUUUCGACGCUGCAUUACAACUCGCUUUGAAUAAUGACGAAGAGGCCUUUAACAUGGUCAGAGAAUCACUCCAGCUACAACAAGAAACGUCCGAUUUCAGUGAAAAUUUGGCUCAUAUACCCUUUUGUGGUAGUUUGACCUCCAAAGGGCGAAUAAAUACGCCCAUGAGAGCUAGUAAUAAUGAUGACAAGCAGCACAUGCUCACAAUCCCAUGGUCUCUAGAUGGAUGUGGCUUUACUGAGGGAAAUAUUCUCAUCUGGACCUACGACUUUAAGAGUUUUACGAGUAUAGGUCUUAAGCAUCUUGGUCAUGAUAUUCUGACAGAUCCUGAUGCCAGAAAGUUCCAUGAAACUUUGCUCGCAACCAGCCAAGCUAAGAUUAUUUUCCUAUGUGGGCCUCAAUCAGAGAAGCUUAUACGAGCCAUUGUGAGGAAUUCGCACCAUACUCUGUCUCUACGCGGAUUUGACUACCCACUCUAUCGUGACCCCUUACGGAAUCGUCUUUUUAUCUGCUGUCCUCCUCUACCUGCAGAGAUCUGGUCCGUUAGCACAAGACAUAGUAUCAAGAUAAGUGAGGCUUUGAGGUUUGCAGUUAACUUCAUCCCAUCAUUAAACAGCGUUAUUGGUUAUAUCUUGCGCCAAGCAAGGAAAGAAAGACUCGGAGGAGAAGCCCUGACUGCUGACACUGUGAACGAGGGUGUCCGGCUCUGGCUAGCCAGAAGAAACAUGGGUCAAACUGAAGAUAUAAAGGAAAUAGAGAAGAUUGCUGGCUCACUUACUCGCGGCCUCUUAAUGGUUUUGAAAUUCCUUCCAAGGAGACCGAAAAGUGAUGGGAAUGAAUCCAAAGAAAGAAGCCCGCAGCCCAGCAGGAGAGCCACUGAAAGGGUGAGGGUUCAUGAAUCCUUCAAUGUGGAGCAGUAUCGGAAGAUAGGAGACUUUGUUCACAAGCAUCUAGACGAGCGGGAGGUAGAUUACAGAAACCGUUUAUCUCGGCUGUGUGCGGAGUCACCGCGGCCUCAAGACAAGGAGAGAUGUUCUACUAGCUCUGAUAAAGGAGGAAGUGAUGCGCCAUCCACUGAUCCGGAGUCUAUUGCAGCACUGAAAUGCUUUUCACAAUUGCAGGGUCAAGAAUUUCAGACGGGCGCAGCAGAAAUGAAAGGACUGGUAGAACACUGUCAGCCCGAGGCAGGAGAUAGGGACUACGAAGCUCCCAUUGAUAUCCUUCAAGGCCUUACAGCCAGAGUUAUAGGUGAAGGUUUUCUUGACCCCGUCGGUGUCACUGCUGCACAGCCCGUCAUCGCUGGGGCUAGUGACAAGAAGCGGCAGGGCGUGAAAAGUGUGGUGUGGAAGAAUGAAGACCUCAAGCGCCACAUCUAUAUCUACUAUUGCGAGAUUCGGUUCCCGGCUAAUAUGGAUAUCUUAGAUGAAAUGGUCUUUAUCAAACUAGAGCUUUGUCCUUUGGGAGAAAUACAUACAAGUCUAUAUGCAACCUCAAGCUCUGAAGCUCACGAUGAUCCGGCCCUACGUCUAGCCUUCCGGGUUAGAUACAUCGACUCUUUCGGUCGUGAAGUGGUAUACUAUGCAACAAAUCCAGCCAUUAGUAAGGUUUUCAGGGCGAAUACCUUGGUGGAGGUUCUGGAGAAGAAAUCAUUGGAAGAUAUUUCACGGUUCCCGAGACGGUUUAUCCACAUUGGUAGUCAAAAUAAUGCUCAUCCCUUGCUUGAACGCUUUAGGCGUGGGGGAAAUACCAGCCCACUUCCUCGUUAA
This is a messenger RNA of Aspergillus costaricaensis CBS 115574, 2508 nucleotides long. RefSeq lists its product as uncharacterized. Lineage: Eukaryota; Fungi; Ascomycota; Eurotiomycetes; Eurotiales; Aspergillaceae. The record is from RefSeq and is a predicted model, not a curated record. The coding region runs from base 1 to 2508 and encodes 835 amino acids. The transcript has 4 exons.